This is a messenger RNA of Solea senegalensis (Senegalese sole), 1162 nucleotides long. RefSeq names its product tetratricopeptide repeat protein 28-like. Gene Ontology annotation, molecular function: Hsp90 protein binding. The transcript has 6 exons. Lineage: Eukaryota; Metazoa; Chordata; Actinopteri; Pleuronectiformes; Soleidae. The record is from RefSeq and is a predicted model, not a curated record. Bases 239 to 1162 code for a protein of 307 amino acids.
AAAAGAUUUGACAACAUGGCGCACUUUCUCUGAGAAAACUCUGCCCCUGAAGCUUCUCCCGUGACUUUUCCACGCGAACUUUUCCAGCGACACGUGUUUCACAGCAGCGUGGACGCUUGUGUUGACACUUUAACGAAAGACGUGACGAAAGAAACGAGAGAAGAAGAAGAAGAAGAAGAAGAAGGAGGAGAAGAGAGUGAUGUGAUGAGAGCGACAAAGAGCAGCGGUCAAACACAGGAUGGAGAAACAAGCGACUGUGAAAACGAAGUUUUCAAUCUUCGGUUCCCGGACGGCGGGCAGACCGAUCCGCUGCGUCGCCGGAGACGACGGUGGCCGGUGUGGCAUCAGCAAAGCGGAGUUUAUGGAGAAAGUGCAGCAGAGCAACGAGGCGUGUCAGCGCGGCGACUUCCAGGCGGCGGUUCUUUUGUACAGCGAUGCCCUGCAGGCCGACCCGCAGAACUGCAUCCUGUACAGUAACCGCUCGGCCGCUCUUCUCAAGCUGGGGCAACACCAAGCGGCUCUGGACGAUGCAGAAAAGGCCUGCGAGCUUAAUCCCAAGUGGCCAAAGGCAUACUUCCGACAGGGUGUUGCCCUUCAGUACCUUGGUCGCCAUGCCGACGCACUGGCCGCCUUCGCCUCCGGGCUGGCUCAAGACCCCAAGAGCCUGCAGUUACUGGUGGGGAUGGUCGAGGCCGCCAUGAAGUCGCCACUGCGAGAGUCUCUGGAGCCCACCUAUCAGCAGCUGCAAAAGAUGAAGCUGGACAAAAGUCCCUUUGUGGUGGUGUCCGUGAUUGGGCAGGAGCUGCUGACAGCCAGCCACCACACGGCUUCUGUUGUGGUGCUGGAGGCAGCUUUGAAGAUCGGCACGUGCAGCCUCAAGCUACGCGGCUCCGUCUUCUCGGCCCUCAGCAGCGCCCACUGGUCCCUGGGCAACACGGAGAAGAGCACGGGCUACAUGCAGCAGGACUUAGAGGUGGCCAAGACCUUAGGUGACCAAACAGGGGAAUGCCGCGCUCAUGGGAAUCUGGGCUCGGCAUUCUUCUCCAAGGGAAACUACCGCGAGGCGCUGACUAACCAUCGCAACCAGCUGGUUCUGGCCAUGAAGCUAAAGGACAGAGAGCUUUUGCUCUUCGGAGGGAAGUCAGCGUCGUACGUUCUGUGA